AUGCAGCGGUUUCUCGACCAGGACACUCAAAGCACUGUUCUCGCGACCUGUUACAGUGUUGAGCCGUCGACCUCUAAGGUCCACGGCUUCCACUACUGCACUACCCCGGGCGCCGGAGCACAGUGUCCUCCCCACGAUAUCUCCGAUUCCAUCGCGGAACGAACCUGGCCUGGAAACAAUUGGCCAGAAUACACGGGGGAGGCAAUGCAUACCAUUCCGGAAGAGUGUGAGAGACUCUUCUGUGACAAACUGUCUGCGACAUUCCUGGGUGAGAGGAGUUUCGUGCGACAGGAGUCGCUGGGGAUGGAUGCGUUUGACAAUCAGCCAAAUCAAAUCGGACACCAAGGUGGCCGAAUUCAGCGAUGGAUCGAAGUAUUGGACUACUCAGCGGAUGCUAUCUAUCGAGGAUUUCUGGCCGAGCAUGAUAAGGAGCGGACUUUGUUCGUCUUCUUCGAAGAUUGUGUGCUUGACAACGGCCUCAAAUCAGGAUUGAUCGCUCUUUAUGAACUUGCCGAUAUUGCCGCAUUUGGAUGCUCCCAAAUAGUUGCCUGUGUCAGUCGCUCGCAGCGUACAGAUGAGAUGGAGUUAGUUCGAAGCUUAGGAUGGUGUGGGUUCAGCCUCACUACCUUAGCACCCUGGGUCACCAGCGAUGAUCCAGGGCCCUGUCUGAGCGACAGAUGGCUUUUCUUGGUUGCUGAAGUCUAG
Penicillium bovifimosum is the source of this 705-nucleotide messenger RNA. Its product is annotated as ornithine decarboxylase antizyme. Gene Ontology annotation, cellular component: nucleus; cytoplasm. The record is from RefSeq and is a predicted model, not a curated record. The transcript is spliced from 4 exons. Gene Ontology annotation, biological process: positive regulation of protein catabolic process. NCBI's taxonomy places the organism in Eukaryota, Fungi, Ascomycota, Eurotiomycetes, Eurotiales, Aspergillaceae. Bases 1 to 705 code for a protein of 234 amino acids. Gene Ontology annotation, molecular function: ornithine decarboxylase inhibitor activity.